Messenger RNA from Alexandromys fortis (reed vole), 4402 nucleotides. It is a transcript of the gene Mpzl2, whose product is annotated as myelin protein zero like 2. The coding region runs from base 1309 to 1959 and encodes 216 amino acids. The transcript is spliced from 6 exons. Lineage: Eukaryota; Metazoa; Chordata; Mammalia; Rodentia; Cricetidae. Gene Ontology annotation, biological process: cell-cell adhesion. The record is from RefSeq and is a predicted model, not a curated record. Gene Ontology annotation, cellular component: plasma membrane.
AUACAUGUGGAGGAGGUCGGAGGACAGCUUUCAGGUAUUGAUUUUCUCCUUCCACCACGUGGGUUCCAGAGACAGGACUCAGGAGGCCAGGCUUGUUGGCUUGGUGGCGCCAAGACUUAAGAGAGUGGUCUCUGCCCACUUUGUGGCUGCGUGUCUUUGGUCUCCUGUUUUUGUCUGCUUGCUACUGUGUUGUUAAUCUGUAACUCUUACGCGAUGAAGCCUUUAUCUCAACAUUUGAGACUUCUCACAUUGGUGGCUGUCCUAAAAAUGGCAGUCAAAACCCAGGGCACAGGGAAAGUUCUCCUUCCAAAUGACUAAUUCCUUGAGAGUUUACUGACUAAAUUACCCAUGUCCGCCUUAGUUUUGUGGUCAGAGAACACGUACAAGUCAGAAAGACUCCCAUAGGCUGUGGGUGUAGCUCAAGGCCAGAGCACUUGCCUAGUAAGUGCAAGGUCAUGGGUUUAAUCCCAAGUCUUGCCAAAGCUGGGUGAUGAUAUCACAAGUUCAAGGCCCAGCCUGGGCUACAACAUGAGACUGCUUCAAACUGUAAAAUAAAACUCAAAAAGAUUCCGGGCAAUUGCUUACCUCCCGGGCUGUUACACUCUUCACUCUAAAGCAGUAGCCCUUCCCCGAGGGUUGUGGAGAUGGAAGGAUAGCCAGGAAAGUACUUUGCAAACUGUGCUGGGGUGGGGGAAAGAGCUGGGGAUCUGGCCCCGAGAUUGGUUUGGUUCUCUCUGCCGAGUCUCAGGAAGAACGGCCUGCUGCCUCGGGGUGGGACUGGGUUCCCAGAGGGGCCUAAGGAACUCCCAUUCUUUCUGGGGGUUAUAGGGCACCCCAAGGACUGGAAUCACAGCAAGCUGCUUUCAGCGUUCACUUCCAAGGCAAGACUAUAUAACCUAUUUUAAAAGGGUGCAUGUGGCUAAACCCAGAGUAGCCAGGGACAUUUCAAACUGGCACCACCUCUUCUGGCUGCUUCUGAGGCCAUCCGGAGGCCAGGCCGGAAAAGUAAAGAGAGGACCUCAGAGUCUGAGACCUUUGCGCAGAGGGCUGGAGUGUUGAGGAGGGCGGGAAGAGAGAACAGGGAGGAGGAGGGAGCUGGGUGCGGAGGCCACACCUUUCAUUCCUGCGCUGCUGCACCGGCUGGGGCGGGGUGAGUCACUGGCUGGAUCUGCUGUUCCCCCUCCCAUAGUGAGGACUCGGACCUCUCUGGGGAAAAACUGCGGUGCCUGCUCGUUCUGUCCUUGGCAGGGUGCUGGGAGUCCUGGGUCUGCCGGGUCUGGCCUCUGGGGCCACGACUGGCUUUCCCUGAUGUAUGGUAAGAGCCCUGCGCGUGUGCUUCCACUUCUCCUGGGCUUACACCUCACAGCUCUUUGUCCUACAAUAGCGGUGGAAAUUUACACCUCUGGGGCCCUGGAGGCAGUCAAUGGAACAGACAUUCGGUUAAAAUGCACUUUCUCCAGCUUUGCCCCUGUGGGUGAUGCCCUGACAGUGACGUGGAACUUCCGGCCUCGAGAUGGGGGGCGUGAGCAGUUUGUAUUCUACUACCACGUGGAUCCCUUCAGACCCAUGAGUGGACGGUUUAAGGACCGGGUGGUCUGGGAUGGGAACCCUGAGCGCUACGAUGUCUCCAUCAUCCUCUGGAACCUGCAAUUCGAUGACAAUGGGACGUAUACCUGCCAGGUGAAGAACCCACCUGACGUUGAUGGUCUGGUAGGGUCCAUCCGGCUCAGCGUGGUGCAUACUGUGCCGUUCUCUGAGAUCUUCUUCCUGGCUGUGGCCAUUGGCUCUGCCUGUGCCGUGAUGAUCAUAAUAGUGAUUGUGGUGGUCCUCUUCCAGCACUUCCGGAAAAAGCGAUGGGCGAAAAGGGCUGAUAAAGAUGAGGGGAUAAAAUCAAAAGAAGAGGAAAAACUCAAACCAGAGACUCACAAGGUCUCCAUUUAUUUGGAAGAUACAGACUAAUGCUGUGAGGAAGCUGAGGAUUUUCAAGGACAACAUUAGUACCCCUUGAAGUCAAUGGAAUCUUCGCCAGUGAUGACCUGUCACCCUACAAGUUCUGCAGCACAAACCUGCCUAGUUGAGCAACGCCCCUGCCGUGCAACUCAGGAUUCAUCCUGAGCAAAAGCCACUAGACUCAUGUAUACCUUCGUUACUAGGGUCUUACCUAAUUCCAGAGUGCAAAUGUGUUCUGCUUCUGUGAACUGGAAGUUACAUUUUUGUCUUUCCACGUGCCUUAUGGGGUAUGACUUCUGAACUCCUGUGUGUAUUGGCAUCAAAGGACAGAAACAUCAGCUGGCCUGCCUGCCAGGAUAUUUCUUCUCACAUUUUAGUUUCUGUAGAACAACACAGAGGUAAGCUAAGGGGUCUAGAGAGAUGGCUGAACCUUUAGGAGCACUUGUGGCUCUUACAGGGGACUCCAGUUCCGUUCUUAGCAUUCACAUGGUGACUCACAACCAUCAGUAAUUCCAGUUCUAGGGGGUGUGACACCCUCUUCUAGUGUCUACAGGUACUGCAUGCACGUGGUACAUGUACAUACAUGCAGGCAAAACCCCCAUACGUAAAAUGAAAAUAAAUAAAAUCAUAAAAUGAUGAUGAGCUAAACCUCCCAGCCAUUUUUGAUUAACAGCAAAGCCCAAAUUCACACUGGAAGUCUGAUUUUCAUGGCUGUCCUUAAGUAAUAGACACAUCUUGUUUAACUGAAUUUUUCAGUAUGCUAGGUUUAUUGAACAAUUAAUCCCAGGUUUAGAGGUGACAGUGCAAGUCUAAGCACAGUAACUACAAAAGGUCACGAGGACACCAGUAUACCAGCAAAUGUUACCAGGAAGAAUCACUCAUCAUCAUUUUUAUAUUUUUCUGUUUUUAGGCAAGUUCUUAUUAUGUAUCACUGGCUGGUCUAGAACUAGUUAUGUAGAGCUGGUCUUAGAGUCAGAGAGCCCUCCCUCAGCUUUCAAGUGCUGGGAUUGAAGGUGGACCUCCAUAUUCAGCCGCACAGCAGGUUUGUACUGGGUACAGACAGCUCUGCUUACUUCCUGCGUCUGCCUCUCUCAGCAGAACCCAUGCUCCCAUGCUCUUUGCAGACUAGAGUCCUAAGCAGUUAAUCAGAAGACUUUGUGAUAUCAUUGUAUUAUAACUUAAAAAAAAAAAUUUAGACUCGUGAAGAAGGCCAACCCAAAGCAAAUGACCAUUCUGUACAGUCUAACAUAAGUGUGAGAACUGGAAGCAAUUAUUUAAAGUUCUUUUGGUUUUAAUUCACCUUAUUUUAAAGAGAAUUUGGGGAGCGGGAGAGAUGGCUCAGUGGUUAAGAGCAUUGCCUGCUCUUCCAAAGGUCCUGAGUUCAAUUCCCGGCAACCACAUGGUGGCUUACAACCAUCUGUAAUGAGGUCUGGUGCCCUCUUCUGGCCUGCAGACAUACACACAGACAGAAUGUUGUAUACAUAAUAAAUAAAUAAAUAUUUAAAAAAAAGAGAGAAUUUGGCAGGGAUCAAAGAAAUACCAAAACUACUUAAAUGUAAUGAACCAGUUUUAUUUUUCCCCUUAUUUUAUAGUAUAAAGCAAACUUUUACAAUGGGCUGUGGGAAGAAGGGGGAUGGAUUUUUUUCUUUGCAUCUAGUUACUUGGUGUGUGCACACAAGUCACAACAGCAUUGUUUGGAGAACACAGAACAUUUAAAAGUUUAGGCCUGGGUGAAGCUUUACAAUGUGAUGUUUUAGUCCUCAUUAGGCUGGGCUGAACAGAUUAUUUCUUUUAAUGAACUGGAAUAGAUUAAUUAGUUAAUUAAUUAAUCUAUUAAUCCAAUAGAUUGUAUUCUUAGAUCCAGGACCUUGACAUUUUACCUAGUCUUUAAAGCAAGUUGGCACAAUUUACAUUUGAAUCUUGGUCCUUGAAAUUCAUUCCAUUUCUCUCAUUCUGCUUUUUAAAAGUCUCUCUCUCUCUCUCUCUCUCUCUCUCUCUCUCUCUCUCUCUCUCUCCCUCUCUGUUAACUAAGACAGGAUCUGUUCUGUUUGUAACCUUGGCUGUUCUGGAACUCACUCCGUAGACCAAGCUGACCUUGAACUCAUAGAGUUCUGCCUCUCUCGUGCUGGGGUUUAAGGUGUGAGCUACCACAUCCUGGCCUAAAAACUUUCUGAAGCCACAAGUUAGACCUGUAUUUUCUCCUGCUCUUCAUAAUUCGCCAUUGUGAAUAUAACAACUGGAUAUUUCUUUAAAUGAUGCCUCAUGUAUGUUUUCUAUGUGUAAUGAAGUGGUUAAAAACGUCUCCAGCAAACUCGCAAAGUGUACCUUAUCUGAAUACUCAUGGGGCAUCACAGCCUUGUUCAGUGUCUCCUUCCUAAGAGCACUUUUGUACUGUAACUUAUUUUUUAUUAUGCCAGAAGCAUUGUGUAAAUAAAGCCUUAGUAAUAAAGAA